Molecule: messenger RNA, 732 nt
Organism: Onthophagus taurus
Lineage: Eukaryota; Metazoa; Arthropoda; Insecta; Coleoptera; Scarabaeidae
Source: RefSeq, a predicted model, not a curated record
AUGCGCGAAGAAGAAUUAGAAGUAGCCCUUAAGGUGGUAAUUGUGGGCAACGGUGGAGUAGGAAAAUCUAGCAUGAUCCAAAGAUACUGCAAAGGCACAUUUACAAAAGAUUACAAAAAGACGAUAGGUGUCGAUUUUCUGGAGCGACAAAUUGAAGUUGAUGGUGAAGAUGUGAGAUUAAUGUUAUGGGAUACAGCGGGCCAAGAAGAGUUCGAUGCCAUUACGAAGGCGUAUUACAGAGGAGCCCAAGCUUGCGUCCUCGCCUUUUCAACGACCGAUAGGGAUUCGUUCGAAGCGGCACACUCGUGGAAACUCAAAGUUGAAAAUGAAUGUGGUGAAAUUCCUACGGUAAUAGUUCAGAAUAAAAUAGAUCUAAUUGAGCACAGCGUUGUCAGCCCUGAAGAAGUUGAUUUAUUAGCCAGGGCAUUGGGCUGCAAAUUGAUCAGAACCUCCGUAAAAGAAGACGUAAAUGUAGCAGCCGUUUUUAGGCAUUUAGCCGCAAGAUGCCUUCAGGAAAUGCGAGAACCUCGCGAUGAUUAUUUUGUUGCUCCCAAUGGACAUCAUCCAGUUACGAUUAUAACCUUUCGCAACGAAAAAAAAAUCUACAACGUAACAAGUUUAUUUUCGCCAAAAACUAAAUACGUGGGAAUAUUUACGUUUCUAAUGUAUCUUUGCCAAAAAACUUCACCUCAUUUUAAUGAGGAUCAUUGUAUAGAUAAAUGGUGCCUUUAA